Molecule: messenger RNA, 1686 nt
Organism: Nymphaea colorata (pocket water lily)
Lineage: Eukaryota; Viridiplantae; Streptophyta; Magnoliopsida; Nymphaeales; Nymphaeaceae
Product: BAHD acyltransferase DCR
Exons: 3
Coding region: 95-1438 (447 amino acids)
Source: RefSeq, a predicted model, not a curated record
UUACGUUCUUCGUUCCGACUCCUCCAUCCCUCUCUUCCCGUGCUACCCAAGAUUCCUCUGCUGCCCUCUUCAAACGACGAAGGCAGAAGCAGCCAUGGCUCCUUGUCCGGCGAUCACGAGACGGAGGAAGAGCAUGGUUGUUCCGGCGGUUAAGGCCGCGAAGGAGACGUGCCCGCUGCUCACCUUCGACCUCCCUUACGUCACCUUCUACUACAACCAGAAGGUGCUCCUCUACAAGGUGGGCGCCGAGGAAGGAGAGUUCGAGAAGGCGGUGGAGUCCCUGGAGAAGAGCCUCGCGGAGGUCCUCGGCUACUUCUACCCGCUGGCCGGCAAGCUCGUCCAGGACGAGGAGGGCGUCCUCCAGGUGGACUGCAACGACCGGGGGGCCGAGUUCGUCGUCUCCGCCGCCGAGGACGUCCACCUCUCCGAACUCGCCGCCUCCGACGCCUCGCCGCUGCUCCAGGACAUCGUGCCGUACGCCGGAGUUCAGAACCACGAGGGGCGCGAACUCCCGCUGCUCGCUGUUCAGGUAACCAAGCUGAAGGAUGGGAUGGCGCUGGGGUGCUCAUUCAACCAUGUCAUACUGGACGGGAACUCAACAUGGCACUUCAUGAGCUCGUGGGCGGAGCUAGCCCGGGGCUUGACCACCAUCUCCCUCCUCCCCUUCCACGACCGCACCAAGGCCCGCAACACACGCUUGAAGCUCGACCUUCCCCCACUCACUGCCCAUAUUGCCAAUGGCGAUGGGCCUGCCCACCAGAAUGGUGAGGUCAAGCCACCCUCCAAGCCCAUGAGAGAGAAGAUCUUCCAUUUCUCUGAGGAGGUGCUUGACAAGAUCAAGGCUCAGGUCAAUGCGCACCUUGAACCGGACCAGAAGCCAUUCUCAUCCUUCCAGGCACUCGGCGUGCACGUCUGGCGUUCUGUGAUCCGUGCCCGUGAGCUGCCACCGGAAUCAUACACAGUGUUCACCCUCUUCGUUGACUGCAGGAAGAGGUUGGAGCCACCAAUGUCAGACAACUACUUCGGAAAUCUAAUUCAAGGCAUCUACACGGUUACUGCCAGCGGCAUGCUGCUAGCCCAGCCGGCCGAGUAUGGCGCUGGCCUGCUCCACCAGCUGAUCAAUUCCCAUAAUGCGGCAGCCAUUGACGCAAAGUCGACGGAGUGGGAGAAGGCGCCAAAGCUCUACAACUACAAGGAUGCCGGGAUCAACUGUGUGGCCGUCGGCAGCUCGCCGAGGUUCAAGGUCUACGAGGUGGACUUCGGCUGGGGCUCGCCGGAUUCCGUCAGGAGCGGGUCCAACAACAAGUUUGAUGGCAUGAUGUACUUGUAUGCAGGGAAGGAAGGGGGGAGGAGUGUGGAUGCAGAGAUCACCCUGGAGGCUGAGACGAUGAAGAAGUUGGAGGCUGAUGAACAGUUCCUUACGGGUUGUGCUGUUUGAGGCUUUUAAUUGUUGGUAGCAAGCUGAUGACAGAGAGAAAAGUAUUUGGGGUUCAUUGUUCUUCCUUUCACUAUGGCAUUAGGAUAGUGUUGCUCCCGCUUUCAUUGCCUUAUUUGGUUUCCUUCUUUUCUUAAUGUGCUUGUAUGUGCUUGCUUCCCAAUGUUUGUGGCAAGCAACUUUAAACAUGUAUGCAUUUAAUCAUUUAAGCUAUUGUAAGUAUGACUCGAGUGAAGGCUCCUUGAACUUCA